Tarenaya hassleriana is the source of this 652-nucleotide messenger RNA. RefSeq lists its product as uncharacterized. The record is from RefSeq and is a predicted model, not a curated record. The transcript is spliced from 3 exons. The coding region runs from base 123 to 638 and encodes 171 amino acids. Lineage: Eukaryota; Viridiplantae; Streptophyta; Magnoliopsida; Brassicales; Cleomaceae.
UGAAGAGGAAGAAGAAAGACAGUAACCAAGGAAGAAAAACACGCGAUUCGUACGAUUCAUGUAGAUACGGAGAACGUACGGUAGUUGUUUUCGGACAAAGGGAGAUUGAAGCUACUUCAACUAUGUUGGAAUUCUCUCUCGUACCUGUUGUGUUCUGCCCAUCCAAACACUCUGUUCUCACAAAUCCGCCGGAGGCUUCGUCGCAGAAAUCAUUGCCAAGUAAAAAUUAUGAAAAUAGGAAACGUAACAUGAAUACGAAACAGGAGUCAGAGCCAGACGCAUUACGUAGGGUUCCGAAGAAGGCGGCUCAAGUGCAACCCAGUGAUGAUCCCAGCCCGUGUGUAGUUCACCAGGAGCCGUCGAUCAAGACUGAUCGGACGAUUGCCACGUCGUCGCCAGUGGGAACGACGUCGUUUCAAAGGAAAGCCAAUAUUCCAACGCAAGUGCAAGUGGAGCGUCAAGCAGUGACGCACGGUAGUAGCGAGAAGAUUCAUCAAAACCCACAAACGCAAACGCUUAUUCAAACGCAAACGGAGACGCAAACGCACAACGUGGUUGAUGCUAGUAAAUUGGCGGCUGAGGCGGCCAGAGCAAGGAGAAAGGAAAUCCGAAAGUCCAAGAGAACAAAAAAUAACUGAAAACUAAUUUUUUU